This is a messenger RNA of Pectinophora gossypiella (pink bollworm), 1707 nucleotides long. RefSeq names its product zwei Ig domain protein zig-8-like. The coding region runs from base 641 to 1567 and encodes 308 amino acids. The record is from RefSeq and is a predicted model, not a curated record. Gene Ontology annotation, cellular component: neuron projection membrane. Gene Ontology annotation, biological process: synapse organization. The transcript has 9 exons. Lineage: Eukaryota; Metazoa; Arthropoda; Insecta; Lepidoptera; Gelechiidae.
CAUUGCCAUGCCAUCGCGCGCGAGGCUUGGCAGAAAGUUUUAAACCUUAAAACCUAAUUAAGUAAACUUGGUUUAUUAUGCUUAUAAAUCUGUUAUGGAGUGCAUUAGCCAACAGCUUUCUAGAGUACGCCGCCGGGGGGUCAGAAGACAACAAAUUGUGCAAUCACCACCAGUAAUCAGCUAUAAAAACUUGGAUGGCGGUCCCUAUCGAUCUCUAAUCCAUAAUGCCACCUGCGGCAAAUCUACAAUAGGAGCAGCAAACACUAACCGUGGCUGUAACCAUCGCAUAAAGUGACAAAGUGAACCAUUCGGAUUAUAUUACUAGUGAUUUGGAUUUACUUCACGACUCCACUAUAAAUUGCGCGAAAACACUAACUUUAAUCCUAGUAAUUAAAGUGUACAUAUUUCAAUUCGAUCGGUUAGUAGUACUUCAGGAGGAUUUCGGAAUUAGGAUAUCUUCAUAAACGUAAGUUCUGUACUUCGGGUGUCUCCGUGAGUAGGUCGGGCGAGCUCGUUAGGGACUCGUGCAUCUUCGGUAGUCGCUCGGGUAUCUUCGGGAGUGUUCGCUCGCCGCCGUGCCGGGUGGCAUGCUGUGUUGCGGGCGCGCGCGGGCCGCGGGUCGGCGCCGCUAGCGGUCGACAUGCGCGCACGCAGCGCCGCGGCGCACCUCGCCCUGCUCGUAUUAGCGCAUCUCUAUCCACCUGGAGUGUGCGAUGUAGCGGGCGGUGCGGGGUCAGUGAAUGCGCUGCCGGCCGGCGCGGGCGCAGCAGCGGGCCGGCUGGCGCCCUCCUUCGACGCGGCCACGCCGCGCAACGUCACCGCACUCGUCGGCAAGUCCGCCUAUCUCAGCUGUCGCGUACGCAACCUCGGAAACAGAACGGUGUCGUGGAUCCGGCACCGCGACCUGCACAUCCUGACGGUGGGCGGCUACACAUACACGUCGGACCAGCGGUUCCAGGCGACGCACUCGCCGCCCACCGACGACUGGACGCUGCACAUCAAGUGGGCGCAGCAGCGCGACGCCGGCGUCUACGAGUGCCAGGUGUCCACGCAGCCCGUGCGCUCCUUCUUCGUCACGCUGCAUGUCGUCGAUGUGUCGGUGUGCGAGGAGCAGCACUACCAGCGGAUGUUGGCGGACCAAGUGCCGUCGGCGCGCAUCUUGGGCGGGCCGGAUCUGCACGUGGACAUCGGCUCCACCAUCAACCUCACCUGCCUCAUACAGUUCUCCCCCGAGCCUCCCGCCUACAUCUUCUGGUACCACGAGGAAGAGCAGGUGAUAUCGUACGACUCGUCGCGCGGCGGCGUGUCGGUGGUGACGGAGAAGGGCGCGGCCACCACCAGCUACCUGCUGGUGCAGGACGCGGCGCCCGCCGACUCCGGCCGCUACUCCUGCUCGCCCUCCAACGCCGAAGUCGCCUCCGUGCGCGUGCACGUGCUCAACGGCGAGCGGCCGGCGGCCAUGCAGACGGGGUCGGCAGGGCUGUCCAACAGCUCGCGCUGCAUCUUGGCGCUGCUGCUGGCGGGCGCGGCGCACGCGCGGCUGCUGCGGGCGCUGCUCAACAGCUGAUGCCGGCGCGUGCGCUAGGCGGGGUGCCUGCCGACAGUGACACAGUGCGACACGAACUCUGCCCGGGCCCGCGCUCGCCGCCGAUACCGAGCCGGGAGCCCCAACGAAUCUCUCAACUAAAUAAAAUUUUAAGCGAAAAC